Molecule: messenger RNA, 1506 nt
Organism: Alternaria postmessia
Lineage: Eukaryota; Fungi; Ascomycota; Dothideomycetes; Pleosporales; Pleosporaceae
Exons: 4
Coding region: 1-1506 (501 amino acids)
Source: RefSeq, a predicted model, not a curated record
AUGCGGGCACCGGCAGCGACUGGCCGCUUUAACGGCGUUUGGGUGCCCUCAGCCAUGGGCCCUCGAUCCUUCUUGAUGGCCAAACCGCUGGUGGGCCCUGGCGUGUGCGUCCUGACUGAGCUUUCCGCCCAAGCAUUGACCCAAGACUCCCUGACUCUCCACUGCCGCUUGCUCAAAACCACGCUGAGCCGCACCUGUUCGCCCGAACCGAGUGCCGCCAACGCCAAGCUGGCGCAACAACUCCAACUCUGUUCCUGUGACGCCCUCGACGAGCAGAGCAGGAAAAACGCCCGCCGUGUCUACAAGCACUUCUGGAAGAGCGUCAUGGUCGCACGCAAGCCCGGCACCCACGCCCUGUCCAUCACAACACACUCGACCCAGCACUCGUCGUCGUCGACAUCAUCCUCGCCCACGCCCUCGCUGGCCUCGCUGCAUGCCCGCGACGCCAACAUGGCCAUGUCCGACUGCACCCCCGCCCCAUUGACCGUCUCAAUACCCAAGAACAUCCAGAGCCCCCAAUGCCGCAAACCAAACCUCCAGGAGAUACUCAGCAACACCGCCCCGCCCCCCUACACCCUCACCUCCUUCAUGGCCUUCCUGUCACAGAACCACUGCCUUGAGAACCUCGAAUUCACAAUGGACGCCUCCCGCUACCGCAAGCACUACUCCAAGAUGGUCAACCGCCAUCCCGGUACUCCCAUCUCGCCCUUGUCUGAAGAGUGUGGCUACGUGCUCAUGCUCUGGCGUCGACUCAUUGACGCUUACAUCCGCGAGUCCGGUCCACGAGAAGUCAACCUCCCAGCUGAAGUCCGCGACCAACUUCUCAGCCUCUCCGACACCUACGUCCCACCCCACCCAUCAUCGUUAGACAGUGCCGUGGCCAAGAUCAACGAGCUCAUGGAGGAGAGUGUAUUGGUCUCGUUCCUCAACUCAGUCAGCCCACAGAGCGCUCACCCCGCCAGCCACGAGAGCUACGCUGGCAGUAACAUCUCUCGCUCAUCGACCCGCAGCUACGAGGAGCGGAGUCUCCUUUCCCGAUCGUCACAGCCGCCCAUGCCUGCGAAACAACGGGCAUCGGCACCCUCAUCCCUCACUUCCGGCUUCAUGGCAUCUCGUCCCUUCUCGCAUUCACGCUUCCACUCCCAGCCCACCUCUUCCGGUCAAGCACCCACCCGCAUCACCUCGGGCUACACCAGCGGCAGCGAUGCAUUGACUGACGACUCUGGCAGCGCCAGUAGUCCGUCGGGAAUGAGCGACCCACUGACACCUCCUGGCACCCCGCCCAUGAGCGAUUACCCCAUGGCCGACUUCCAGCAAGCCUACUACGACACAGGCUCAAACAGUGGCACCCCGAGUCCUCGCAACAGCCGGGGCGAGCACAACGGUCUUGCCAACGCCACCAGGGAUAGCUGGAAGCGAGUAAGCAGCAAGUUGUGGCCCAAGAAGAAGAGCGGCAGCCAGCUCCGAGAUGACGAACCAGGUGUUGUUGAGGGUGGUCUCUUCUAA